This is a messenger RNA of Arachis stenosperma, 1965 nucleotides long. RefSeq names its product transcription initiation factor TFIID subunit 8-like. NCBI's taxonomy places the organism in Eukaryota, Viridiplantae, Streptophyta, Magnoliopsida, Fabales, Fabaceae. The record is from RefSeq and is a predicted model, not a curated record. Gene Ontology annotation, molecular function: protein heterodimerization activity. The transcript has 2 exons. The coding region runs from base 660 to 1847 and encodes 395 amino acids. Gene Ontology annotation, cellular component: transcription factor TFIID complex.
UAUUUUUCUUGGUAGGUAGACAGAAUCAUGAAGUUUACUUUACAGAAUCAAUAGUAUUUUACCAUCUUCCACUUUCAAAUCUGGCAAAUGCCAACGAAAACCCAACAACUAGUUAAUUCCUCAGUCAGAUAUCCGAAAUUCAACUCCGAGCAUGUCCUUCGCCAUCUCGUAUGACACGAAAGCAAUAGCUAUAGACGGGACCACCUGAAACGAGCGAAAAAAAAUUUCAAUCGGCAACGCAGUGGUACUAUACAUUAAUUUUUCUUUUUCAAAGACUUAAAGACUAUUGUCAACCAACCCCAAAACAAAAUUGUUCGUAAGAUAUAGCAAUCGUUCCAGAACCACUUUUGGCGAAAGGCACCCCAAACGAAACUGCAGCGUCUACCCUAACCCCCCAAAUCCCCAAUCCCUAACCUAUUCAGUACUCAUCGCUCCCUCUUCUCCAAAUCUCCACACCUGCCGACCUGCGCACCCAGCCACCCACCACCGCGAAGCCUUCGGCCCGUCGCACAUCAGGCCAACACGAAGCCACCACCGACCGACUCGACAUGGCAGCACAGCACCACGCCGCCGCCGUUGAGACGCCACCACCCUAAUCCAUCAGUUCAACCCAGCACGGCAGCUCCCAGUCUCCCACUCAGCCUUCCUCCCAAGUCAAUAUGGAGCCCGAGCCACCGAUUCAGUGUUGUAAUCCUACAUUAGAAAGUGUAAAAUUAGGAAACCCUAAUCGACGGACCAUCGACCAUGGAGGAGUUGGAGGAAGAGCUUCAUCUGACGAGUUUGGGCGUGCGGUUUCUCGAAUAGCCGUGGCACAGAUUUGCGAAUCUGCAGGGUUUAAUGGCGUCAAGAAUUCCGCCAUCGAAGCACUUUCCGAUGUCACAAUUAGGUACCUUAUUGACUUGGGGAAAAUUGCUGAAUUUUAUGCUAACCUUGCUGGUAGAUCGCAAUGUAGUGUCUUUGAUUUGAUUCUAGGGUUAGAGGAUUUAGAACAGGUCAAGGGUUUCAUAGGUUCUGGUCAAAGUCAAUGCCUUUUAGGUUCAGGAACUGUUAGGGAUCUUAUGAGGUUUGUGAAUUGCGGUGAUGAGGUUCCUUUCGCUCAGCCAAUAUCGAAUUUUCCAGUGAUUCGGCAGCGGAAAGUUAUCCCUAGUUUCUUGCAAAUGGGGGAGGCACCACCUACUAAGCAUAUACCGCCUUGGUUGCCGGCAUUGCCGGACCCUCACACUUAUAUUCACACGCCUAUGUGGGAUGAGAGGACUUGUGAUCCCCGGGAAGACAAGGUUGAACAGGCCAGGCAACGUAGAAAGGCUGAGAGGUCGUUGUUGAGCUUGCAGAAGAGGUUGUUGUUGUGUAGUGGUUCAGUAGAAACACGCAAUACGACUUCUAAUGUGGUUGUGCCGAGUGGUGGUGGUGCUUCACUUAGACAAGGAGAAGGUGAAGGGGGUGAUAAGAACCCUUACCUUAAGGCUCCUGUGGAUAACAAAGAUGUUUCUCCAGUUCCCUUGCCGGGGAAGCUUUCUGAUGAUGUUGAUAUGAUUGCAAAUCAUGUUUCUGUGUUGGAGGCAUUUGCUCCUGCAAUUGAGAUGAUGAGGAGUAGUGGUAUUUUGUGCGAAGAUGACGGGAUGCAAGGGAGAACAGUUCUUCCAGCUGUGAGACCCACUGUUUAUUUCAAGUUCAGGGCUGGAAAAAAGCUUAUCCACGAGUCCUUGGAUAUGAGGAAUCAGAAGAAGGAUGCUUCACGAACAGCAGCCUUGGCUGGUAGAGAAGACGAGAGGGAUGAUAAGAAGAGGAGAGCUGAGCUUAUUCUCAAACAAUCUAUGGAAAACCCACAAGAACUCACUCUGUUGUAGAUUAGUUUAUUGACUGGAUUUGUUGGAUGAUGUAGGAAUUGAGUUUGUAAAAAUGAAGACCUUCAAGGGUUAACCCUUUUUUGUCUUGAUUAAAACCUUUUUUUCUGUGGCUGUGACU